Molecule: messenger RNA, 933 nt
Organism: Prunus armeniaca (apricot)
Lineage: Eukaryota; Viridiplantae; Streptophyta; Magnoliopsida; Rosales; Rosaceae
Source: the annotation of a GenBank genome assembly
AUGGGCGUUUCGGAGUCCGAAAUCAUCUCCCAUGACGAGGUCGAAUCGCCGUUGCAAUCCGACCAGCAAGCCACGAACCACUUUUUCUCCUCAUUGGGAAGACAGUCCUCCAUCUACUCUCUCACCCUUGAUGAGUUUCAGCACACCCUCUGCGAGAAUGGCAAGAAUUUUGGCUCCAUGAACAUGGAUGAGUUUCUCACCAGCAUUUGGACCGCGGAAGAAAACCAAGCCAUCAAUUCAAACCACACCAACAUUAACAACAACCAUAACCACCACAACAGCAACAUCAACAACAUUGAUGCGCACAUGCCUUCGGCAGAGGCCUCUGAGGAGAAGGCCGCCGCCAUAGCCAAGCAACCCAGCUUGCCACGCCAAGGCUCGUUGACUCUGCCUGGGCCGCUGUGUCGGAAAACAGUGGAUGAAGUUUGGUCUGAGAUACACAAAGGGCAGCAAGCAAAGCAGCAGAACAGUCACAGCAGCAAUGAUGGUGUUCAGAAUUCCGAGUUUGCCCCUCGCCAGCCUACGUUUGGGGAGAUGACAUUGGAGGAUUUCUUGGUUAAAGCGGGGGUAGUUCGGGAACCAGAUUCUAUGUUGGCGGCUGGGGCCGUGCCGCCGCCUCAGCCCCAACAGCAGCAGCAGCAGUAUGGGAUGUAUCAGAACAGCAACCAGGCAGUGGGGCCAAGUUUUGCUAACAGGCCUGUGAUGGGAAUGGGGGCUGCUGGUACUGCAGGCGCUAGUACUAGUACUGCUGCUGGUAUGCCUAAUUACCAGGUGCCGCCUCCACAGGCGGUUUGUUUUGGAGGGAGAGUGGUGAAUGGGGGUGGUGGGUAUGCAGCAGGGCAGCCAAUUGGGAUGGCAGCUCCUAGGAAGGAAGAGGAUCUUAGAUGGACCGGUGGAAAAGGUGGUGGAGAGGAGGCAGAGAAGGAUGAUUAA